Molecule: messenger RNA, 1251 nt
Organism: Athalia rosae (coleseed sawfly)
Lineage: Eukaryota; Metazoa; Arthropoda; Insecta; Hymenoptera; Athaliidae
Gene: Fdx2
Product: adrenodoxin-like protein 2, mitochondrial
Exons: 4
Coding region: 319-810 (163 amino acids)
Biological process (GO): P450-containing electron transport chain; positive regulation of oxidoreductase activity
Cellular component (GO): mitochondrion
Molecular function (GO): 2 iron, 2 sulfur cluster binding
Source: RefSeq, a predicted model, not a curated record
AAUAUUCCUCGAUCGUUCAAGUAGAUAGCGGAAUCUUCAAUGAGAUAACGUAUCCAGUGAUUAUGGUUUCAUCUUGUAUAUUUUACCGUAAAUUUAAAGCUUCUGGUUAUAAGCUACGCUAAAGUAGAGGAUUGAAAAGUGUUGAAAAAUCAAACGUUGAACCGAUGUCCGGAUACAGUGAAACGGGCAGACUCAUAUUUUAAUUUUUUAGUUUACUGAAGUAUCGUUGAAUUCUUUGAAUUCCAAGACGACAGCUGAACGAUUUUCCUAACUUUCACUUGAAACUCAUUUGGUGAAUUUCAAGUUUUCAAAUAAGCCAUGGCUUUGCUAUUCAAAUAUGCGUCGACCGCAGCUUUAAGAACUUCAGUUUUCUUAACCUCGUCGAAACUAGGUGUAAGUAACAGUAAAUAUUUUUCAUCGCCACUAUCAACUAAGCUGAAUUAUUCAAAAGAGGCACCAUCGCAAAAACCAGAGUUAAAAGUGACAUUCAUCAGGGCUAGUGGUGAGAGAAUCGAAGCCAAAGGAAAAGCGGGAGACAGCCUAUUAGACGUUAUUGUUAACAAUGAUAUCGAUUUGGAUGGAUUUGGAGCAUGCGAAGGAACGCUGACAUGCAGUACCUGUCAUUUAAUAUUUUCAAAAGAAGUCUACGACUCUCUACCAGAUAAACCAACAGACGAAGAAUUAGAUAUGCUCGACUUGGCCUACGAUCUAACGGAAACCUCACGACUAGGAUGCCAAAUAAUACUGACUAAGGAGCUCGAUGGCCUCGAGGUACGCGUGCCAACUACCGUAAACGACGCAAGAGCAUAACGAUUGCCAAUUGCUUGUGAAAAUCACAACCGAAUUAGAAUAAAAACCUGCAGCUGUUCAACCACCUACUUCACCUUUUUAUAGAAAAUAAAUAUUUCUGCAAAUGAUAUAUUCUAGGGAAUAGUUAGUCAAGAACAAAUUAAAUGCAUAGAUAAUUUCCACUAGACUGGUGAAAAAAGUGCUCUUAGUUUCGAACUUUGUUGCUCCUAAAAAUUGUUCACGAACAACAAGGUUAGAAGCUUUGUUGAGGAUCUUUUUAAACCUAUCUAACUUGUACAAACAUGAAAUUGUAAUUCGAAUGAUCGACUCAUUGGGUUGUUAAGCCGUGUCUGGUACACAAUGCUCAUAAUCUAAGGCGUUCGUUAUAUUUUAAAUAAGAGAUAGUUAUUACCUCUGUAAUAUAAAAUUGAUAUACAAAUUAGUAUACAUUAUUAAUUGUUA